AUGCCUGAUGCGGGAGCACAAGGGAAACCCCUGCACUGGAGUGGAACUCUGAAUGUAGAUGGGCUUGCCCUGAGAGCAGCCCGUGCGAAUCGAAACGAGUUCAUUGCGCAAUUGGAGGAUGGAGAAGAAUGGGGAUGGAGCGGCGUGUCUCGCACAGAACUGAAGUCGGUAUUGCCCAAUAUCCCGUUGUUCCAUCGCGUUUGGCAGAAAGUCAAACACUCAAGUGAGUCCACGUGCCUAAGCGAGAUCCCACAAACAAACGCUGUGUCUCUUCAGGUUUGGGGGUCCAACCUCCGUCAUCACAGCUUUGACUCCAACAGCCUUCUGUUGCCACAAACCCAUCAAAAUGGCCACUCGCAGCACACGUUGAACCGGAAAGCCCACCGAAACGGGAUCAAAAAGCCAAAAACGCAUCGCUAUCCCUCCCUUAAGGGCACAGAUCCUAAAUUCCGACGGAACCACAGACAUGCUCUGCAUGGUACUAUGAAGGCGCUGAAGGAGGUGAAGGAGGGCAAGAGAGAAUCCGCAUAA
Messenger RNA from Histoplasma mississippiense, 531 nucleotides. RefSeq lists its product with no specific name. The record is from RefSeq and is a predicted model, not a curated record. Gene Ontology annotation, biological process: cytoplasmic translation. The transcript has 6 exons. Lineage: Eukaryota; Fungi; Ascomycota; Eurotiomycetes; Onygenales; Ajellomycetaceae. Gene Ontology annotation, cellular component: ribosome; cytosolic large ribosomal subunit. Bases 1 to 531 code for a protein of 176 amino acids. Gene Ontology annotation, molecular function: structural constituent of ribosome.